AUGGCAGAUAUAAUCGAUUCUUCGGACAAAGAGAGGUCUUUAUAUUUGAUACAAAUUCAAUAUCUGGAGGAGCAGUUGGAGAGAUGUCAUCUGAAAUAUGACGAGCUGGAGAAACAGAACAAGGACCUGAGCUCUCGGUACGGAGCUCUGGAGAAGGACAAGAAGGACACCAUUGAGUACCUGAAACGCUUCGUGGUCGCCAAAGAGAAGAAGGAGGACGAGCUGGAAGAGCAGCUGGAGAACCAGCAGCUGGAGGACAAACAGCUCAGAAAGACUCUGAAGCUGCAGCACGGCCAGACCAUGAUCGAGAUGCAGCAGCGGCUGGAUGAACUUCACUCAGAGAACAAGAUGAUGGCGACAAACUCCUCCAAGCUGCCGGAGCUGGAGGAGAAGGUGACCCUGCUGAUGCAGCAGCAGUCCGACAUGGAGACUCUGACGCAAUCUCUGGUCAGUCACAUCGGAAAUCUUAAAGCUGCCAUCGACACAAUGCAGGGGGAAACCGAGCUGAUCAUGAAAAGGCUGAUUGCGGAUGGGAAGGAAAAUAUGGAGGACAUCAUUGAGAAGAACACCUCUCAGAUUCUCCGGGCGGGGAGGAAGGAGCACAGCGAGCGGCUGGAGCAGCUCCCUUUCCUGCUGAAGGAAAAUGUGGCUCUGCCCGAGGAGGUAGAGGUUAUGGAAGACCAAGAACAGGAUCUCUGCUUUGAGAAGGACGUGCUGAAUAAAGACCUGAUGAAGGUUACCAUGGAGAAUUUCGCCUGCAUGGCGGAGGUGGAGCAGACCACGAAGGAGUUACAGCAGCUGAAGGCGGAGCUGAAGGACCGUAGCUCCGCCAACAAGAGCAUUCUGGCCAAGAAAGACACUCUCAGACAGCUCCUGACCUCAGCGUCCAAGAAGAUCGAUCAGAAAACAGCCGAGGUAGAUCAGCUGAGGACGGAGGUCCAGAGGAAGAGCAUCAAGAGGAGGCAGCUGGAGGGAGUCAAGCAGGAAGGACUCCUCCUCUUCAGCCACAUCCUGACGGUCUCGGAGGAAUCGUCAGAGAGAGAGUGGAAGAUGCUGAGGCUGCUGGAGAUCCUGGAGAGCUCGCCCCCCUGGGUCUAGGCCCCGCCCCCAACGACUCACCUGAGGAGAGCGGGUGAGGACAGAAACCUCCGACCUUUGACCCCAAACCAGCCAGGAAACUCCGCAGUGAAAAGACAACCAGCUGUGAUCCGGAGGCCUCCACCUCUGCAUUCCGCUGAACCAGAUCCAGUCAGCGUAGGAAACUGAGUCAUUACUGCUGGGGCCGGGGGUUUGAGUCCAGACCAGGGCCGUUUGCUGCAUGUCAUCCUACUCUCUCCCUCUCACUAUCAAAAUAAAGUAG
Messenger RNA from Anoplopoma fimbria (sablefish), 1360 nucleotides. It is a transcript of the gene cfap157, whose product is annotated as cilia and flagella associated protein 157. Lineage: Eukaryota; Metazoa; Chordata; Actinopteri; Perciformes; Anoplopomatidae. The record is from RefSeq and is a predicted model, not a curated record. Gene Ontology annotation, cellular component: cilium; ciliary basal body. Gene Ontology annotation, molecular function: microtubule binding.